Solanum pennellii is the source of this 2898-nucleotide messenger RNA. RefSeq lists its product as uncharacterized. The record is from RefSeq and is a predicted model, not a curated record. NCBI's taxonomy places the organism in Eukaryota, Viridiplantae, Streptophyta, Magnoliopsida, Solanales, Solanaceae. The transcript has 4 exons. Bases 1362 to 2015 code for a protein of 217 amino acids.
UUCUCGAGUUAUCCUAUAUAUUGUCCGCAUAUUUAUGAGAGAUCAUCGUAUCUUAUUUAUUUGAACUUUUCAAUAUUCUAUUGUUAAAAAGUUAAUGUGAAAUCACAUUGGUCAUACAAAUUAAUAAAUUCUUUUUAAUUUACUUCAUCUCCACUAAAUACUAACUCCUCUUUCUUUGCAAUAUAAUUUCUUACUUAAAUAAUUUUGCCUAUAAAAAUUAAGAUACGUCAAUAUUGAAGAUGAAAGUGUAGUUAAGGUAAGAAUUAUUUAUAUUUCCUUUACCUAACGAUGAAAGAGAAUAUGGACCACUUUUUUGCAGAUGAUAAUAUUGUGCCCCCAUGAUUUGAUGCGCGUAAAUUCUUUUUUUAGGUACAAAAAAAGUUCGGACGCAUAAUUGAUAAGUAGGAGACCUCACAUUAAUCUAUCAUCCUCAUGAUACAUUUAAUCCCAUGAUAUAAGUACUUGAACAUCAGAAGGAUUUCAAUGUUUACCAGACUCCUCUACUAUUGAAGUUUAAUUGUUAGGGAGACGUCAAUUUUUAAGAGUUUCUUGAUUAUUAUGUAUAAGAUUUUGAUAUCUAAAGAGUAAAUCAUCCUUACUCAUUGUGCGUGAGAGUUCAUUUAGAGAAUCAACAAAUUUGAUUUCAAAUUGUUCUCAAUUUUUUGGAGGAGAAAAAUCUUAAGGGUUACCUCAUCUUUGGGGAUCAAUAAAAGUCCCAUACAAUCAAUAACUACAAUAGAUGAAAUUAUGAUUGAUUAUAUUCCUACACAGUUCAAAUGUAAGUAGUUAUGAAAGGAGGAUGAAGGUAAUUUCUAUAUGAGGAGCUCAAAGAAAUCUUGGCAAUUUUAUAUUUUAACUGUUUUGAAAAUAUUGCCUUAUUGACAUUUCUUUACAAUAUUUCGAUACUUUCUAUAUUGCCUCGAAGAAAAUUUUUUUAAAAAGAAACUUUUUGGGGCUAUAUAAGCCAUUUUAUUAAUUAACCAAAAACCAAAAUAAAGUUGUCCCAAGCCCAUAAUAAAACAAUCAAAACAACCUAUCUCUAAUUUGAUUAGGGCAAAACCCACUUUCAUUAAACCUAUCUAUAAAUGUUAACUUUAGCUUCAUCUUGAGCUCACUUUCCUCUCUUCUCACUUUGUUGCCUCCUUUCUCUCGACUGAAUGUUACUCUACUCUUCUCUGGUGGGUUGUACCAUCUUUCGAUCUCAACGUUCGACGUUCUCAUCUACAUUAUUCUCACACAAGAUGUGUCACUCCAUCAAGGUAACGCUAUCCUUCAAGGCAUAAAUAGUAGAAAUCAUCUCGACUUUUUGCCUACGCCAGAAAUUGUACUUGACUCUUCAUGGUUCUCAACUCUCUUUGUUGAUGACUAGAAUUUUCGAGUUUGUUACUGAUAUGACGAUGAAACCAGAUCACAAUCAUCCUCUGUUUUUAUCUUCUUCUGAUGCAGCUGGUGCUGUUCAAGUUGGAAUUCAGCUCACAGGAAUGGAGAAUUAUACGCUUUGGAGUAGAGCAAUGCGUCUGAAUCUGUUAACUCGAAACAAGUUGGGAUUCAUUGAUGGACUUGUUCAACGUGGUGAUUUCAAAGAGGAUUCUGAGAAACAGGAUUGGGAUAGCUGUAAUGCGAUGGUGAUUUCAUGGAUCCUGAACAAUGUGAGUAAGGAUAUGGUGAGUGGAAUCUCUUUUUGCUCAAGCGCACAUCUGGUUUGGACUGAUUUAAAGGAACGUUUUGACAAAGUUAAUAUGUCGAGAAUUUUUCAUCUUCAUAAAGUAAUUGCUACUCUUACUCACGGAGUUUCCCCUGUCUCUGUUUACUACUUGAAAUUGAAAGAUCUUUGGGAUGAGUAUGAUUCAAUUACUCCACUUCGUGUGUGUGGUUGUACAAAAUCCAAAGAUUAUACUGAUAGUUUGUUGAGGCAAAAAUUGUUACAGUUCCUUAUGGGAUUGAACGACAUUUACAGUCAAGCUCGUAGUCAGAUUCUAAUGAUGAAUCCUACUCCGAGUGUGAAUCAGUGUUAAGCUAUGAUCAUACAGGAUGAAAGCCAAAGAGUGUUGUCUGGUGAACAUUGCACUGGUGGAUCUCACAUUGAUCCAACGGCAUUGUUCUCACACAGAUCUGGAAGUUCAAUGGGAUCUUAUUCGAAUGGAAUUGGCUAUACAGGAGGCGCAGGUGGUUCAGGUAAUUCUGGUGGUAGUUUAGGUGCAAUUCGACCAAGAAGAAAUCCUCCUCUGUUCUAUGAGUAUUGUAACAUGAGAGGUCAUUCUAAGGAAGCUUGUUUCAAACUCCUACAAGGCAACUAUUGCAACAUGAAAGGUCAUACUAGGGAUACAUGUUAUAAGUUGAUAGGGUAACCUGCUGAUUUCAAAGGGAAAAAGAAGAUCACUGCUGCUUCUGUUGUGCCAUCUCCUUCCAGAGCAAUGCAGUGAUACAACUACAUUUUACUCAGGAUCAGUAUACUCAGAUUCUCAAGCUACUAAAUAAGCCACCAAUACCUGAUUCCACUGAUAAUUUUCAGGCUCACAAUGCUAACACAGCAGGACAUCUUCACUGGGAAGGUGAAGGGGAUUGGUAGUGAGCAGAAUGGACUCAGCACAAUGAGGUCACCAGUACAGAAUGAAGGCAAAGUUAUAAAGCUUUGGCUGUGGCAGAUUUUAGAGAAGAGGGGAUCCUUUGGCAUCAGAGAAUGGGGCAUGUGCCCAUGACUGUUAUUAGAAAAUUGAAUGUAGUUAAUGAUAGACAGAUUCUAGUUUUAGACCAUUGUGAUAUAUGUCCGAUUCCCAGACAAGUUAGAUUACCUUUUAAAUCUAGUACUUGUAGAUCAUCUCAAUGUUGACUUGAUCCAUAUGGAUGUUUGGGGACCUUACAAUGUUGCUACUCAUAAUAACAUGAAGUCCUUUCUUA